GAUAUCCUACGUCAAGUUGCCAUCCCCAAUGGCUGCCAACUCAUCGCAAUGUUGACGGAGGUCCGUUGACAAUUUCUCGCUAAAACUUUGUCCUGUUAUUCUCAUUUUCCUUAUCGUGAAACAUUUAAAAAUUAAAUACAAAUCGUGAUAUUCCGUACUUCACUAAAAUAAACAAUAAUGGAUCAUUCGAAGUGGGCGUUUAUCGCGUUGGCGUUUUUCAUUGUCGAUGUUCAUUGUAUCAAUUGGUAUGCGGAGCCGAACGAACGAAAAUGUUUGAAAGAAGAACUCAUGGGCGAUGUCCUUGUGACCGGCGAGUACGAAAUCUCCGAGGCACCAGGUCAAAGAAUGGAUUGUAUCGUCACAGAUUCCAAAGGACACAUCCUUGCCCAAAAAGACGACAUACCUCCUCGGAAAUCUUUGAAAUUUUCAUUCGUUACGGAAACGUACGACGUCUUCGAAAUUUGCUUCGUUUCCAGAGUACCCGCCAAUCAACGCGGGGUAAGGCAAGAAGUAAAACUAAUCACAAAACAUGGAGUUGAAGCAAAGAGUUACGAGGGUCUGCUUGGUGAAGCUGCUAAGCUUAAGCCCAUCGAAGUGGAACUCGAACAACUGGAACAUUUGUCCAAAGCAAUUGUUCAAGACUUUGCGAAAAUGCGCAAGAAUGAGGAACAGAUGAGAGACACUAAUGAAACGACGAACGCACGUGUCUUGUACUUUAGCAUAUUCUCAAUGGGUUGUCUCCUGGGAUUGGCGACCUGGCAAAUAUUCUAUCUGAGGCGUUUCUUCAGAGCAAAGAAGUUGAUAGAGUAAAGAAGAAAAAUGUCUCCCAGUGUGAGAAUUCAUAUGUGGCAGACGAAUCUUGAGAGCGUCGUUGAUAAGUGCGACUCGAUGGAAAGAAACAUCGUAUAAUGUGGAGUGAAGGCUCAGAACAAUAUUGUUUAAGCGAAAAAUGAAAAGCCGAAAGAAACAAAAAAAACACUUGUAUUGUGCAUUAAGAAUAUUGUACAAGGAAGAUCCUGACCAUUUUCACUACACCAGCGAUGUUUCAUAUUCUAUACAAAAGUCUUAUUUAAAAAAAAAACAGCGAAAUUGAAUGUGUACGAAGGAAGCUACGAUGACGUACAUGAUUUGUAUGAAAAGAUUAAAUUAACGAUUAGCGUAAGAAAAA
Venturia canescens is the source of this 1168-nucleotide messenger RNA. It is a transcript of the gene bai, whose product is annotated as Transmembrane emp24 domain-containing protein bai. Bases 178 to 810 code for a protein of 210 amino acids. The record is from RefSeq and is a predicted model, not a curated record. Gene Ontology annotation, biological process: intracellular protein transport; endoplasmic reticulum to Golgi vesicle-mediated transport; Golgi organization. Gene Ontology annotation, cellular component: COPII-coated ER to Golgi transport vesicle; endoplasmic reticulum-Golgi intermediate compartment; endoplasmic reticulum. The transcript is spliced from 6 exons. Lineage: Eukaryota; Metazoa; Arthropoda; Insecta; Hymenoptera; Ichneumonidae.